Molecule: messenger RNA, 3116 nt
Organism: Acanthochromis polyacanthus (spiny chromis)
Lineage: Eukaryota; Metazoa; Chordata; Actinopteri; Pomacentridae
Exons: 5
Coding region: 975-2240 (421 amino acids)
Source: RefSeq, a predicted model, not a curated record
AAUUGGCCUCUUCUCUGAGGAGCCAUCGCCAUGGUGAAAUGUCUUCAUGGCCACUGCUUCCUUUAGUUCACAGAGGAGAUGAGAGAUGAGGAAAGAGGCUGUAAUUGCAAGAACACAAUGGUAAAUGCAGUUAAUGAUAAACAACGUCCUUUAAUUGAUAAUGAAAUGGAAAUAAAUGGAAAUGCAUGCCACAGAGAGAUGCAGGAGAGACUAGGAAAGAUGUGAAGCUUUCUCCAAAUGACAGCAUCUCUUCUAAUCUUUCCUUUGGAUUUUCUUCCUGAUGCUUGCCAAAAAUUUAAGACUGCCUGAUUUGUUAACUCCUAACAUGUGACAUCUAACCCUGAGUGCAACAUUUAUGCUUUAAAACAGCAGCAGACAUCUGUCUGAGUCAGUUCUCUGGAGUUAUACAGUAGGUUAACUUCACUGGCUCUGUGUUAGUGAGUGAGGGAGAGAGAAUCGAUCCUCUCUUGUUUUAGCAACAGUAAAUCAAUACCUUCUCACAGAGUAAAACCAAAGCACGCUGUCCUGCCUCUGCAGUUUACGGCUGAGCAUGUAUUGAACUUCAGGAUGCCUACAUCUGGUUUCUGCAGUGAUUCUGUGAAGUCCUGGCAAAUGACUGAUUUGCAAAGAUUUAUGCGUAAAAUGCUGAUACGCACCAAAAGUGGUAAUUUGGUGCUGAUGCGCCGUGGAUACAAACACGCACACACACACCUUACUCCCCCAGGCUAGAGAGAGAGAGCGAGAGACGGAGAGAGAGGGAGAGAGAGAUGCUGCGACGACUCAACUUGCAGCUGACUGAGCGGAGAGGACGCAUGUGGCUGCACUCCGGCUGCUGCGUCCAUGGAUCCAAACGACUGCUUGUUGUUUCUCUGAAUGCAUAGAUAAUGAGAGGACGAUCUGUUAAUUAACACGGGAGGAUACAGCCCCCGGCACCGCCUGGCUGGCACGCACACUGACACAUUCCUCUCGGCAUUAUGGACGGGUUGCAGGCAGAAAACGCCGGAGUUGGUGGCAUCGGGGAGAACGCGGAGGAAAAGUAUCGCGCCCUCGCCUAUGACACCGCUCUGAGCACUCUGGUGGCCGUGGCCCUGUACGUGGUGGUGAAAGUGAGCCUGGACGGAUUCAGACAGUGGCGGGCCAGGAUCUCGGUGCUCAUCGUGGGUUCGGGACCCGUGGGGCUGACGGCCGCGCUGGUCGCUGUCCGCUCCGGGAAGGUGCUGAAGCUGACCGUGCUGGAUGAGAGGUACCGGACCGCGCUGCUCUGCCGACCCCAGCAGAUCGCCCUGGACCCGCGCAGCGUGAAGUUUCUGCUGGGACUCGGCGUGGACUUUGAUAACAUGGAGGGCUGCUGGCACAACGAGCAUUUCUUCACCAGAAUAGGCGUGUUUCAGGAGUACCUGCUGAGCAUCCUGGAGCAGAAGAAGCAGAGGGUGGAUGUGAAGGUGCAGCUGGGGACCAAGUUCACAGAGGAUUAUCUGCGGCGGAUUCCACACAAUGACUGGCCACGCGUGAUUGUGGUGGCUGAUGGGUCGUGCGGUGACUCCUGCUCCGUGUUGGGGAUCAGCUCCGACUACACGGUGGAGUCCUGCCAUGCAUAUGGAGCCAAUGCAACCAUAGAGAGAUUAGAUCAGAGACAGGUGCCCACUCCUGAGAUCCGAGCCCACAGCCUCUACUUUGACCUGUCUGCUUAUGGAGUGGAGGCCCUCCGAGAGCACCGAAACCCGACAACCAAGCCGGGAUUCCACCUAAAGAUAUACGGUACCUUCAGAAACCGCUACAUGGCCCUCGUCUGCCCUGCCUCUGACACCAAGAUGGUUCGCUUCCUCAGGCACACUGCAAACUCCUCUAUCAUGAAGAACAUUUUCCACCAAUCCUUCAACGCCUACAAGACGGACAUCGAGCCUCGUCUCAGUGACGUGACGCUCCAUCACAUGCAGUGCAGCCGUCGCCUCUUUGAGAUUCAGUUGUCACACAGACGCAUCAGCGCUGCCUACAUAGAGGGGGACAAUGUGGCGGUCACUGUGGAGGGUGAGGCGGCACGUGUCCUCAAUUUUGACACAGGCUGUGGAGUGAAUCUAGGUAUGCGUGGUCUGGAGUCAAUGGGGACGUUCAUUUACCGGACAGCUACAGCCGUGGAUCAGAACGAUAUUCUGGAGGCGCUGUCAGCUAAGAUGCAGCAUUCCAGACAGGUGGCUGAGACCUUCAAGCAGACAGGCCUCACUGAGUCAAUGUAUGAAUGAAAUGAGAGGAUGACCUGGUGAAUGCCUAAUGCCACCUAGUGGAAAGCGGUGGUGGAUUAUUCAGUGAGUGUUUACAAUGAAUCAUGAGUCUGGUGCAGAGAAGGGGCCGCUAAUGGUCGCAUAGCAAAUUGAGCCGAAAGAGCGUGAACAGAUGGAUAAUGGAUGUAAACAUCUCUCCAUAGGUCUCAGUGACGUACAAAGAGUGGAUCUCCUCAUGAUGGGCGUAGUGAGAAUAACAAAGGCCACAUUUAGUCGAGUGCAUUUGGAGCUGCUCUGGUUUUCAGAAAAGCAUAUACAUAAUCUCUAACAGUUGCAAUGAAACAAUAUACACUGACUACUAAUCCGCUGAAGUGGAGUGUAUAGGUGAAGGGAGUCUAGUUCUGGGAGUUAAUUUCAACUCUUUGACAUUAAUCGUUUCCAUCUGUCUUUUCUCCUCCCUUUAACUGAGGAAACAACUCACUUGAUUUCCAGAAUCUGUCUGAUUGUGCUCUAUGCAGAGAAACAGACCGUGCUGUGGCGUCAUCCGCUUGAAGAGAGAAAUCUAUGAAACUAUCACUGUCCAUGAUUUAACAAAGACUCAGAGGAAAUGAGGCGACAGCUGCUCCAAAGUGUUGUUGUCAAGUCUUUUGUCUGUAUGUGCGCAUUUGUCUGAUGCUGUGGUGAAAAUUAUGGUGAAGAUGUCAAGUAUUUGCUAGAGUGGCCUAUAUUUUUGUGCUCUGCCUUGUAAACUUGAUUUUUAUUUUUGGUGUGGCAUAUUUAAAAAUACAGGCCACUGCAACUGUAUUAUGUGCCAGCUAUGCUGUUAAACAUUUAUUGAGCUGGUGACCAAAUGAUGCUGAUCCUGUUCAAGUGCCAAUAAAAAUGGUGACACACUGA